Gymnodraco acuticeps is the source of this 4419-nucleotide messenger RNA. Its product is annotated as rho GTPase-activating protein 7. The transcript is spliced from 17 exons. Gene Ontology annotation, molecular function: lipid binding; GTPase activator activity; protein binding. Gene Ontology annotation, biological process: regulation of Rho protein signal transduction; actin cytoskeleton organization; signal transduction. Bases 177 to 3437 code for a protein of 1086 amino acids. The record is from RefSeq and is a predicted model, not a curated record. Lineage: Eukaryota; Metazoa; Chordata; Actinopteri; Perciformes; Bathydraconidae.
GCCUAACAUGACUACAGCUGGACUUUACUGCUCCAUUCACCCAACACUGGAUAUACAAUUUUUCUCUUUGGAUUUAUCUCUUUAAAUAUCUAUAAGUUAACUCUACAUCAAUUUUACGGGGUUAAUAUGGAAGUUUGCUAAAGUUCACUCCAUCCCAGACUUCCAACUUGAGAAGCAUGUUGAUCACAAAGAUUGAAGCCAAGGAGGCCUGUGAUUGGCUGCAAGCGGCUGGCUUCCCUCAGUAUGUGCAAUUAUUCAAAGACUGCAGGUUCCCCAUCGACAUUGAGUGGGCAAAGCGUGAUCACCACUUCCUGGAUAGAGAUGCUCUGGAUUCACUCUGCAGGAGAUUAAACACUUUAAACAAAUGCGUGGAAAUGAGGCUGGAGCUGCGGAGAUCGAAACGAAGGGGAGAUCCCUAUGACGAAGAAGACUUCUGUGCCAUCAGCCCCAACUGGACCUAUGACAGGCGGGCGAGACGAUGGCGACGCCUCGACUCCCAGGGUGUGUCUCUGUGUGACCCCAGUGACCUCCAGGAUGUGUGCUCCAUCCACAGCUCCAGCAGCACUGAGAGUGAAGGUCACCACAAGAGUCACAGAGACGCUACUACCACAACAACCGCCUCCAUCAGAAUUACAGAUGACCAGGAGACCAGCAGGAGCUCCUCCCGCUGCUCCUCCUCGAACAAGACGCUUUCUCUGGACCCCUCGUAUAGUGGACCCUCCUCCCCUGGGGGAAGUGGAGGAGGGUCGUCCACCAUGAGUCUGGAGGCUGAAGGCUGCUUCUCAGACAAACCGCCGAGGAAGAAGGGCAGCAGUCUGCUGAGGAAGAUGGAGAAACUGAGGAUGAGGGGACCCACCGGCCUCCUCUCUUCUGCUCACAGUGGAGGUGGUAACAGCCGGAGUCGGACCCGGCACGUUAUUCAGGUCCAGGAGGAGGAGAGGAUGAAGAGGCUCAACAGCCCGUCUAGCUGUGCAUCUUCCUCGCCUUCGUCUCCUCACACCACCAUCAGCAGCAACAGCAGUAACAGCCAAUCAGAGAGCAGCAGCACCGUCAGCACGCCUAGCCCGGUCACCCGCGUCAGGAGCAACUGCAAACGCUCUAACAGUGGAGUCGAGGGUGGAACCACCCGGAACAACCAGAACCACACAGAAACAGAGGACUACAGGAACCAGAUCAACAACAAAAACAACAGCAGCCACCAGAGUCUGGUCUUCCAGGUCCCGCAAGGACACAAACCAGGGACCUUCCCCACCUCUCUGGCUCAUAAACACACUAUCCUGUCCACAAUCAUCGACAGCAACUCGGUCAACUGGAGGACCGGGAGCUUUCACGGUUACCGGGGUCGAAACAGUUGCCAUCUGGGGACAUCUUCGCUGGCCGCUGAGGUGGUCCGCAGUCCACUCGCCGUGCUGGAUCAUCGGCUGAGUAUCUACGACAACGUGCCAGACGACCAGCAGCUGUCUGAAAGUGAAGGUGGCAGUGGGGGAAGUGGCAGCGAUGCAGAGCGGAUGGGGGAGGAGUCAGAGGUGAGUGAGUUGUUGGCAGGCGAAGACGUCUUCUCUGCACUGGACAGCGUUUUGGAGAGGAUCGGUGACCUCCAACAGCUGGUCUCCACCUGGUCUGAAAGUCUAUCCGAGGACGACUGCCAGAGAGGUUCCUCCUCAUCCUCCUCCUCCACCUCUUCAUCUUCUUCUCAGGACACUCCUUCCAGAGGCUCCUCAGCAGCCUCCCCCUGCCCCUCCUCCCCCAGCCACAUCCACCUGGAGGUGCAGCAGGAGGAGGCCCCUGAGACCGGAGAGGAGCCGAAGACCAUAUCGCCACAACCCAGGAGCAGCAGGGUGAGUCGGCAGCUCUGGUCCAGUGAGCAGAGCCUGGCCUCCAGUCCAGGAGUGGAGAGCCAGUCCGUGUCCCAGUUCCUCCUGCUGCAGAAACUCUCGCUGCUCAAACUCACCGCUCUGAUGGACAAAUACUCCCCGUGCAGUAAGCAGGGCUGGAACUGGACUGUUCCUAAACAGCAGAGGAAGACCAAGCCAAUGGAGGUGAAAGGUCGGCGGGUUUUUGGGGUUCCUCUUCUGUCCAGCGUCCAGCAGACAGGAGAGCCACUUCCUCCCAGCAUCCUCAGGGCACUGGUCUACCUGAGGACCGAGUGUUUGGACCAGGUGGGUCUUUUCCGUAAGUCUGGGGUGAAGUCUCGUAUCCAGUACCUCAGAGAGCUGGUGGAGUCGGACCCGUUAGUCGUUUUAUACGACGGUCAGUCCGCCUUCGACGUGGCCGACAUGGUGAAGCAAUACUUCAGAGACCUGCCUGAACCCAUCUUCACCAGCAAACUCUGCGAGUCCUUCCUCCAAAUUUACCAAUAUUUCCCCAAGGAUCAGCAGCUGGUUGCAGCUCAGGCGGCCAUCUUGCUUCUUCCUGAUGAGAACAGGGUGGCGCUGCGUACGUUGCUCUUCUUCCUGCGGGACGUGGUGGCCUGUGUGGAGGAGAACCAGAUGACUCCAACAAACAUCGCAGUUUGCCUGGCGCCGUCACUUUUCCACCUCAACACCCUGAAGAGAGACGCCAAUGCCCGAUCCAGUCACAGGAAGUACAGCCUGGGCCGCCCGGACCAGCGGGACCUGAGUGAGAACCUGGCCGCCACGCAGGGCCUCGCUAACAUGAUCACCGAGGCCCAGAGACUCUUUCAGCUUCCAGAGUUUUGGCCCAGUCAGCUCUUGAGUGCUGCGGGCUCCACCGAGGACUCGCUCUCUGAGGAAGGAGAAGGGCUGGUGGCCUUCAGUCCGAGUGGAGGUGAGGAGGAGGAGCAGGAGGAGAGACGGAUCAAGCUGCAGCUGAGCACGCAGCCCCUCCUGAAGGAGGCCAGGGAGAGGAGCCGGGGCUGGGAGAGCCACUCAGCUCCAGAGUCCGUGGAGCUGGCCUCCAAGAAGAUGGACGAUGGCUGCCCGCUGUGGAUGUGGCGCGGCUCUGUGGAAGUGGACGCCCCCCAGAAGGAGCUGCUGCAGCGGCUGCUGAGGGAGCAGCAGCUGUGGGAGGGAAGCCUCCGUCAGGCCUCCGUCAUCCAGACACUGUCCAAGGACGCAGAGGUCUACCGCUACCUGCUCCACGGCCCCGGCCUCGGCCUGGGCUCCUGGCCCCCGCAGGAGCAUCUGCUGCUCAGGACGUGGCAGGCAGACCCUUCCUCCGGCCCUCUGUACCUCUCCUCUGUUUCCACGGAGCACCCAGAGGUGCUGAUGGAGGGGGUCAGGGCCCACGUCCACUCCUGCCUCUACCUGCUGGAGCCAAAUGGAGCCAGGAAGACCCGACUGACACAUCUCUGCAGGACAGACACCAGGGGCCGGUCGCAGGAGUGGCACUGCAAAGUGAGCGGACAUCUUGUGGCCUCCGGUCUGCUGGCCAUCAGGGACUCCUUCAGAGCCGAACACAAAGAGACCAACAUUUAAUGCAGAUGUUGUCACCCUGAACUCGUAACUUAGUCAAACUCUCAUCCUCAUGCAGAACGCUGAAAAAAGGGACACCACGGCAUCGUUGUCUCAUGACUUUUUGAAGCUUGAAAGUGAAACUCGAGCACAGCAUGCUGGCCUCCGAGGGCGUCCCUCAAACAUUGGUGUCUCCUUGGAGUUUCUGUAUGUGUUCGUUUGUUUUGUCAGUGACCUUGCAGAGUGCCAGCAGCUGCCCUGCACUUCCUGCUGCGUCUGCUAUGCUUCACACUCACAGAAAAAUGCAAGCUUUGACAGAGGACAUCGGAGAGAGGAUGAAAAGCUUGACUUCUUCUGAGCAAAAAUGGCGAGACAUAGCAAGUGGACAGUAUUUUUUUUAAUCAGGAACUGACUUUGUUACCAAUUCUCUGCGUAAAACAUGAUAUCAAGAAAAACGUCAGGGGGAAACACAUGGUAGCUUCCUGGACGAACACAGGAAAUAAGGACAGAGAACAUCAGGAAACAGACACCAGACAUUUGGCUACAGUAAAAAGGAAAGAAGGGGAAAAGGACAGAGUGAAUGCUGGGAAGCGACGGGCGUUAUAGCACCAACCCUAAAACCAGGAGAGAGAAAGUAGACAGCCGCCGUGAAAAACGAUGACAGGGUGCCAUGGAUUCAGCAGGGACGAGGAAUUAGGACACUAGUGGAACGUCUAUUUGUCCCAUUUCAAUGACUGUUCUCACUUUUAAAUUCAUCCCCAUGUGAUGUAAAUUCACCCCGAAACAGGACACACGUGUGACAGUUCAAAGACGAGCGAUAUCUACCUCUCCACAGGAAGACGGCACCGCAACGUGACUUUGAAGCACAACAAGGUUGUGAUUUGGCGGAGGACUUUUUUGUGUGUGUGUGUGUGUGUGUGUGUGUGUGUGUGUGUGUGUGUGUGGUGUUGUGUGUGUGUGUGUGUGUGUGUGGUGUGUGUGUGGUGUGUGUGUGUGUGUGUGUGUG